Molecule: messenger RNA, 1322 nt
Organism: Neltuma alba
Lineage: Eukaryota; Viridiplantae; Streptophyta; Magnoliopsida; Fabales; Fabaceae
Product: transcription repressor OFP14-like
Exons: 2
Coding region: 192-821 (209 amino acids)
Biological process (GO): negative regulation of DNA-templated transcription
Source: RefSeq, a predicted model, not a curated record
UCUAAUCCCCACAUUUAUAUCCGGGGAUUUGCUGAUAAACACGAACUUCAACAAUAAUCAUGCUUUUCACCGAAUUCUCCUUCAACUACAUCUCUUUAAAAGCACAUCACAAUCCAAGACUUGCUUCAUCCCUGUUCUGAUCUCCUCUGUGUUUGUCCCCUUCUUAAUUUCCCUCAAACCCAGAAAUAAUCAUGCCAAGCCCAACCAUGCCCAAGAAGAUUCAAAAAUUCUUUCACCAUUGCCUCUCCAAGCUCAAAAACUCUCGUCCCCAGAUCCACCCUGCUGCUUCUUCUUCUUCAUCUCCGAUCAUGCGGAUCCUCUCGGGUUGCAAGCAACCCAAAACCCCUUCGUUUGCCGUCUCCAGAGGAAACGACAACGACGCAGCUAGGCUAUCAGAUGUUGAUCGUUUCCUCUUUGAGAAUUUCAAAUCUCUGUUCCUAGACGACAACGAAAAUACUCCUGAGAAUUAUAACAACAUCUUUACCAAUGAUGGAGUUUCUGAAGAAAAUCGCGGAGGUCCGAUAACAGGACCCCCUCCGCUCCGCCCGAUGUCGCCAGAUCUUCUCGGUGACGUCACUGAGUCUUCGGGUUCUCGGGAGAGCAUCGUCCUAUUGGCGUGGUCGGAGAACCAGUAUGAGGAUUUCCGGCGAUCAAUGAAAGAAAUGGUGGAUUCAAGGUUGAGGAAUCACGAAAGGGUGGAUUGGGGAUUCAUGGAGGAGCUCUUGCUUUGUUACUUGAACCUAAACGAGAAGAAGUCGCACAAGUUUAUACUGAGUGCUUACGUGGACUUGUAUGACUUCCUCUCGUUCAGGUUCAAAUAACACAACAAGAGCUCUUCCAUAAAUCCCCAAUCCACCCUCCCAUAAAUUCUCAGCCUCCGGUCCACCAUUUCUUUCAUCGAUUGCCGGAGAUCUUCAUGCUGGCUCGCCGAGCAUGCCAAGAUGACGAUGUUCUCCCGAGAACCGUAAGUCUCAGUGAGGUCGCCGAGAAUAUCCAGCGAAGUCCGGUCGAACGAAAUCGAUCCUGAUCUCCGAUCUCCCUGAUUUUCUUCAGAAACUCUGUUAGUAAUGCUGCUAGUCGCAGUAGCAUCUUCUUCGUGCAGGAACAGAGACUUGAAGUUGUCGAAGAGGAAGCGAUCAAUAUCCGAUAGCGUAGCUGCGUUGUUUCCCCGUACUAUUGCAAUCGAAUGGGUCUUGGGUUGCCUGCAAUCCGAGAGGAUCCGUGUCAGGGAAGACGAAGGGUGGAUUUGGGGACGAGGGUUUUUAAGCUUGGCGAGACAAUACUGAAGGAAUUUUCGAACCUUCAUUUUCUGGCCAACGAAU